UGGGUUGAAUCGGCAGUUGAUUAGGCCUACUCUCUCGCUCUCUCACGCACGGCUUUGGGUCACACAACAGGCAUAAUGACCGGACAGUUAUCGCUAACUAUUAAGCAAAUAUCUGAAAGUCUUAGUUUUGCGGAGUGUAAGACAUUACUAUACUUAUCUGGAGUGGAGUGCAUCAAUACCGUAUCAGCAGAUAUCGGGGACGUGCUGUGUUGCGUGAGAAAUGUAGCGGAUAUGAAUGUAUUUUUGAUGGAACUCAUGUUUAGGAUGAGACGUUUCGACAUAUUAAAAAAAGUAUUACGAGCCAGCAGGACAGAUGUUGAAGAAAUGCUGAGAACAGCGCAGUUCGUCUCAGACUACAGGGUGCUUAUGGCAGAUCUAAGUGACAAUAUUGGAGCAGAGGAUUUACGCUCUAUAGGAUUUUUGCUCAGUAAUUCCCUGUCAAGAGAAAGGCUGGAUGGCAUGCAGAGUUUCUUGGACAUAGUCACUGAACUUGAGAAGCAAGGUGAAGUGUCCAAUGAGGGUAUGGACAUAAUAGAACAGUGUCUAAAGAGAAUUCACCGCAUUGAUCUUGUAAAAAAAAUCAACAAGUACAAGGAGAAAGUAACAGAAAGAACAUCUGUGUCAAAUCACACAAGUGGAUUAAAGCAUCUUAGAAAGUCAGUACAAGAGUCCAGGGUUACCCCUGAGGUUUCAAAUGAGAAAUGGGAACUACCCAAACUUCAGAAAACCCCAAGAAUGUCUUGUAGGCCCACCAAAAGUGAAAGAAUGUCCUGUCAGAAUUCAUUGGAUGUGUAUAGAUUGCAGGCCCAGCCUCGUGGAGUAUGUGUGAUCAUCGACUGUGUGGGAUACGAAGGAGACAGGCUGGAACAGACGUUUAAGUGUCUGCAUUUCCACGUGAUCGUGCGGAAGCUGCUGAGCGUGACAGACUGCCUGUCUACUCUACAAGAGGUGGCCCAGCUCAGUCGGCACCGCGAUGCGGACGCGUUCGCCUGCUGUCUCGUCGGCCGGGGUUCCGAAAGUCACCUGCUGGGCACCGAGCCGCGGGGCCCAGGCCUGAGCCUGGACGCGGUCAGGCAUCUCUUCAAUUCCAACGCCUGUCCAGGGCUGGCGGGCAAACCCAAACUAUUCUUUGUCCAGAGCUACAGCGCCUUUGAGCCUUCAAGGUCGACUGAAUGCUCAGGCUACUACAGCUACUGGGAUAAGCAUCUUGAAACAGAUGGACCUGCUGUGGCCUAUGAUGAGGCUGUACCUACAUCUGCAGAUGUCUUCUGGAGCCACUGCUGGACACAGGAGACAGCUCUGGAAGAGCAAAACCACCAGUCUGCAUAUCUGCAAGCUCUGCAGUCAGCACUUUUGAAUGGGCAACGAAGGAAGAGGAAUCUUCUGGAUGUUCAUAUGGAGGUGAAUCAGAAAGUUUUUGAACACAAUGAUAUGAAUCCAGCACAAACAUAUGGCCUUGAUCUUAGACACACACUUCGAAAAAUUUUAUUUCUGUCAUAAUUGCAUAUUUUGAGGAAAUGUCAUUGCAUUGUAAACGUAAAAGAUAGUCUUUCAGAUACUUAUAUAUACAUAGUAUAUAUAUAUAUAUAUAUAUUGUUUUGUUUUGUUUCAUAGAUGUUAUCUGGAUUUUAUCCAUUAGGCUAAUUUGUGUGUAUACUAUUUAAAACCAGUCGAUGAGUCUUUUGUUUGCCAUAGAAAGGAUUUUAUUAUACACCAUUUUUACCAACUAAGUUACCAGCCAUCCAGCCAUUCUCAUGGCUUGAGAAUAAUUCAAUUGAUUUAUGUUUAAAUUCUUAAAGUAAAUGGGUUAAUUAAACAUUGUUCCAAAUGUAAUUCUCAUUUAUAGGACAACUCUAAGAACAACCUAGGGUAAAUGUUUGGAUGAUAAUAAGUGUAAACUUUUGUUAGGGACCAAAACAAAAUAGGGGGCAAGCUCACUACGUCAUAGUGAAUUACUACUUUAAGCCACUAAUAAGGCUCAAGCUCACUUACAGUACAUUACAUUACUGUCAAUGGACAGCAGUUAAAACUAAUCAAUGUGAUAAUUAGUAAUUGGCUAAUUCAGACUCCUCCAAGCAAGAUGGUGACUAAAAGAAUUUGAGCAAUGCACUGAAAGCUCAAAUAGCCAUGUCUACCCUUUCUGUGCACUUGCACUUACAAUUACUGUUUGUCUGUAGGUACCCCUUCCACAGUGUCACAAGUGUAGUGAUAUUUUGAGCCUUGUCAAUGACGUGUUGCCACUAAGCGAUUCACAUUGACGUUCUGAACUUACCCCCUUUCUAUCACAAGGUGCUAAUUUUAGAAUUUACUUGAUACGUUUUAGUUGGUAUUGACUGUUACAAACUUGGCAUUAAUCCUUUUUAGUAGCUAAAAUGACAAAUGACAAAAUUUGUCAAAGUGGGUUGCACCAUUUUGCAUCUGUCUCAUAAAUAAACUGUUAAAGGACAACAUUUGCCACCCAUGUAGCCGGAGAGGGCAGGUUGAACCGGUGUGGUGUUGCAUCACUUUCUCAUGAAUGUACACAAAGCAGAAGAAGGUACUGAUAGAUUUCAGAUCAGGAGUAGAAGAACUUCAAGUUACUUCUUACUCAGGAGUUGCUGCCUACAGUUGUCUUAGCCUAACUGGAGGCAGAUGUGGCAAGUGUGAAAAGAGGAGCACUGUGAGAGGGCAGUGGACCUGCUGCUGACACAUAUUGUUUAUUAAUACAUUUGUAUCGCUUUCACAUAAAACAAAAUGCAUUUCACACCGAACAGUAAUGCAUAAAGUAAAAUGUAACUGAAAAAAAAAAAAUAGAUAUGCUGAUGACACAUAUUGACCUAGCAAUCUCUUCACACUUCCUCAUACUUCCUGAAGAUUGAUCUUGCCCAACCAGUGAUGAUCCUUGAGAGUAUCAGAAACGUAAGCACCAACAAACUGCCUAGCAGUACCAUCUGGUUGCACCUUAUAACUGUUUUUUUCCUUAAUGAGAAUUGUUAACCAGCAGUGAAACUUUGAAUUUUUUUUGUAUUGCAUCUGUUACAUAGAGGAAGUAAGGUGAGGCUAUGAGUGGCUGUGUUGUGUUUGGAAUUAUGUGAGAGAGGUGACUGUAUUUUAGGUCAGUCAUGUCUGCAAAAUGUAUGUGUGCUAUUCAAGGUUUAUUUACUGUGAUCUUAAGUGAACUGAGACUGUAAUGUAUGUCAGCAUGCGUUUGCAAAUGUGUGCCAAUCACUGUGUCUUUAUUUAGCCUACUGUUUGUUGCAGUGGUGUCGUUUAUCCAAGACAAUUUUCUCCUGUGGGAGACAAAUAAUGUAACCACAUCAACCUUUAUUUGGUGGUGUUUUACCAUAUUAGUCUAUGUGGACAAUUUAAAUUAUUUAUUAAACAUAUAUUGUUUAAUUAUGCUCAUAUACAUUUUCUAAAUA
Messenger RNA from Sardina pilchardus (European sardine), 3401 nucleotides. RefSeq names its product CASP8 and FADD-like apoptosis regulator. The record is from RefSeq and is a predicted model, not a curated record. The coding region runs from base 76 to 1500 and encodes 474 amino acids. NCBI's taxonomy places the organism in Eukaryota, Metazoa, Chordata, Actinopteri, Clupeiformes, Clupeidae. Gene Ontology annotation, biological process: regulation of apoptotic process; proteolysis. Gene Ontology annotation, molecular function: protein binding; cysteine-type endopeptidase activity. The transcript is spliced from 9 exons.